AGGGUUCAGUCAUGUGGUUCAGUUCCCCUCCUGCACAGUGGGCGGCGGUAGUGAGUCAUAAACAGGCGCAGCGCCCUGAGAUCAAAGGAGAGGAACUUCAGUGUACGCAGCAGCAUUUGCAAGGUCAUCUCUAAAAAUGUCUGAACAGAGGGCUUUAAAGAAUCCAUAUGCAGAUUACUCGGGGCCUGAAUGUGCUCAGGCCUUCUUUGACAUGCAUGGAAACCUGACCCAGCAUUUCUCGAGCUGUAUCUGCAGUAGGAUCGGUGAACUUCUGGCCAUCAUGGAGAAUGGAUUGAAGGGUGCCGAUCCCAGAGAUUGCACUGGCUACACUGGAUGGGCGGGCAUUGCACUGCUGUACCUGCAUCUCCACAGCAUCUUUGGAGAGACCUUGUACCUCCAUAAGGCUCUGGAGCACGUCAGCCGCAGUCUGAGGAGUUUAACCCAACGCUGGGUGACCUUCCUGUGUGGAGACGCAGGGCCGUUGGCUAUAGCAGCUGUGGUCUAUCAUCGUCUUCAGAAACCCCAUGAGGCUGAGGAGUGUUUGAACAGACUCAUGCAAUUGCAUCAGUCUGUGGUUCAGGGGAAACUUCCCGAUGAGCUGCUGUACGGCCGGACGGGCUACCUGUACUCCCUCAUCUUCGUCAACCAGCAGUUUCAGCAGGAAAAGAUUCCCAUCCAAUACAUUCAACAGGUCUGUGAUGCUGUGUUGGCGUCCGGGCAGAGUCUCUCUCAGAGAAGCCGGCUUCAGGAACAAAGCCCUCUAAUGUACGAGUGGUAUCAAGAGGAGUAUGUAGGUGCCGCCCAUGGAUUAUCAGGAAUCUACUAUUACCUAAUGCAGCCUGGUUUUGUCGGGGAAGACAGGAUUGUGUCUCUGAUCAAACCCAGCGUGAAUUAUGUGUGUCAGCUAAAGUCUCCAUCAGGCAAUUACCCACCCUGUGUCGGGGAUUCCCGGGACCUUCUGGUGCACUGGUGUCACGGUUCACCGGGUGUGAUCUACAUGCUGAUACAAGCCUUUAAGGUGUUCGGUGUAAAGCAGUAUUUGCAGGAUGCGCUGCAUUGUGGGGAGGUGAUCUGGCAACAAGGUCUUCUGAAGAAGGGUUAUGGGCUUUGUCACGGAGCUGCCGGUAAUGCUUAUGGCUUUCUGGCCUUAUUCAAGAUCACCCAAGACCCCAAACACCUUUACAGAGCCUGUAUGUUUGCAGACUGGUGCAUGAAUUAUGGAAGACAUGGCUGCCAGACUCCAGACACACCAUACUCUCUGUUUGAAGGCAUGGCGGGCACCAUUUACUUCCUGUCUGACUUGCUGCAACCAACUAGAGCAAAGUUCCCAGCGUUUGAGGUGUAAAGACGGCAGAGAUUUUUCCCUUGAGCUUUGUAUACACAUCUAAUGGAGGAGCAGUACCGUCCACACUGCACGUGUGUCUGCAUGUCUUGGGUCUGUCUGUAUUCAGGAGCGGUAACAUCAGAGGGAUGUUUCUGAAUAAUGAAAGUUGGAUAGGAAUCUAGGCGAUAUUGAGAAGGGGUGUAAUUGUUUUAAAUCUGCUUAAUAGAUUGCACUGUUUUUGUAUUAUUAUUUUUGCUGUGGGUGUGUAUGCACAUGUUAGUAUUGUUAGUUUUGUCAUUAACGCAAAACUAAUUGAACUUAAUAUUUUACGCAUUUCUUUUGUAACAACACAUUGUUCUGUUAAUGCUUAUAAGUACACAGAGGUUCUUAUAGAGUCCACUAUUUUAGGAUAAUCUUACAAAAAGCGUAGCUUUAACAUUGUUAGUGAGCUUUUAGUGAACUUUUGUUUUCUCUCAUAUGUGCAUUAGUAAAAUGCCUAUUAUUUUUUUUCUGGAUAUUUCUGGUGGUGAUUAUUUUAGAGGAUGUGCUGCAAAAAUGAUAUUUUUUCCAUCGUUAUUUGUAUAUUUCCAUCUGCAAAGCAAUUAAAAAUAAGAGAAAAAGUG
Messenger RNA from Paramisgurnus dabryanus, 1947 nucleotides. It is a transcript of the gene lancl1, whose product is annotated as LanC antibiotic synthetase component C-like 1 (bacterial). NCBI's taxonomy places the organism in Eukaryota, Metazoa, Chordata, Actinopteri, Cypriniformes, Cobitidae. Gene Ontology annotation, biological process: peptide modification; carbohydrate metabolic process. Gene Ontology annotation, cellular component: plasma membrane. The record is from RefSeq and is a predicted model, not a curated record.